ACCAAUCCAGACGCAGAAAGUAGAGUCCACACACUGAACUCUCCUCAGGUCUCUGCAGCAGCAGCAACAUGCAGGUUCUGACGGUUCAGAGGGGUUUGCUGGUCGUGCUUCUGCUGCUGGUUUCUGUGGAGCAUUCUGAGUGUGUGCGUUGUUUUGCACGCUUCGAUCUGAUCCUAGGUCAGUGUGAUGAAGACAUCGGUGAAGUGGAUGGAGACGACUGCUGUCAGAACCCUCAUUAUGGUUACCAGGCAACGGAUGGGGUGUGCCGCUCCUGUGGGCCACCUGCAUGGUCUCCCUGGUCGCCAUGGUCACAGUGUAACGUCCUUUGCGGGGAGGGAGUGACACAAAGACACAGGAAGUGUUACGGCAUCGGCAAUCCAGAUUGUGAGAACUCUGCUGACAAUGUACAGACUAAACCCUGCAAUGGCACCUGCUGCGACGCUGAAGGGUGGGGCUCGUGGCUCCUCUGGUCGCCCUGCUCGGUGACAUGUGGAGAGGGCGGAGUUAGGACGAGAGAGAGGAUCUGUUCGAGCCCUCAUGAGUGUCGCUCUGCCUGCAGUGGUCCAUCAGAGGAGACAGAGGUGUGCCCAACACACACCACCUGUCCAGUUCAUGGAGGUUGGACGGCUUGGUCUGGUUGGACACCUUGUUCUGGGUCGUGUAUCAAUGACCAGAGCAUAAACGUCACCAUCCCUUCAAGAGCGCGAGGACGAACCUGCACAAACCCCCUCCCCUCUGCUGACACGGUUCCACCAGGUAAGAGUUGCCAUGGAAACAACUUCCAACUACAGGACUGCAGCGAACUCCCCAACUGUCCAGUGCAUGGGAAUUGGGGGGCAUGGUCUCCACCUGGACCGUGCUCAGUCUCUUGUGGGGAGGGACUUCGGCUGUCAAUGCGGAGAUGUGAUUCCCCCCCUCCUAAAUAUGGUGGAAGAUUCUGUGAUGGAUCGAGCACUCGGAGCAGCAGCUGUCAAAGUCCCUGUCCCGUGGACGGGCUCUGGACCGGUUGGUCCACUUGGGGUGAGUGUUCUUCUUCCUGCAUCUCACAAGGCCCAGUCCCCAUCAGAACUCGCCAACGCACCUGUUCUAACCCCGCCCCUUCAUCAAGCCCGCCCGGCAGGAGUUGCCAGGGUGAAGACAGCCAGACGGCGAACUGCAACCACCUGCCUCACUGCCCAGUGGAUGGGGGCUGGGGGUCUUGGUCUCCCUUCACUUCCUGUCCUGUUACCUGCGGUGUGGGGCUUCAGGUGUCGUUCAGGAGGUGUGAGAACCCUCCCCACCAACACGGUGGACAGCCAUGUCCUGGAGAGGGACGUCGCACCAGACCCUGCAAGACCGAUGUCCACUGUCCAGUGGAUGGGGUGUGGUCACAGUGGUCGCCAUGGAAACCGUGUAUAUACCCAUUCAGAAAGAAGAGCAUCAACUGCGAGAAGGCGGGUGGCAGUCAGAUCCGAGAGCGUCAAUGUCUUUAUCAAGCUCACAACGGGUCCAUCUGCAGUGGAACGGAUCUGACCGACAGGCGGGUCUGUUACGAUGUCGACAAAUGUCCAAUUCAGGGAAUCUGGGAUAGCUGGGAGACGUGGAGUUUUUGUAAACCUUCCUGCGGAGUGAAAUCCAGACGCUUCAGGAGAAGAGUCUGUACACCGGAUUACAGUGGGUACAGACCUACUAUUGGUCGUCAGGGGGAGCCAGCAACGUUCUUCGGGACUCCAGACUGUGGCGUUGUACCUGACGGCAAGAAGGUUGAAAUUCAGCCCUGUAUCAAUGCUCCUGCCUGCCCCUGAAAAGCGAUGACUUCAACAACACCAAACACCGUCCCGAUGACUUUCACAUCGUCCAAACUUCAUUCAUUCAUGUUUUCCGACUUAAUAAACAUCACCAAGGUAACAGGUUCACUAAACACCAAUACGUCUGUCAAACUGUUGAGUUUGACAUCACAUCCUCACUGCAGAAUUCAACCACAAAUCAACACGACGCAUUAAUCAAUGCUGACGUUACACACUCAGCAACACCAUCCCACUGAUCCCCGAUGACUGGAACAACAGCGACACAAUACACUCACAGACGACUCGGUCAAAAACACAACACACUAUUUGAUCAUUUUGCCAAAAAAUGCAAAACGCUCCACGAUGAUUUUUAACAUCAUCAUAACCCUCUCAACGACGAGUUUUAAAACAUUGUUCACCAAUACGGCUUCUUUCUUUAAGAUUUGUUUUUUUUUUAUGCCUUUAACGGAGAGUCAGAAAUCUGGGGGAGGGGGAGAAAGUGGGGAACGACAUGGGUGAAAGGAGACACAGGUUGGAUUCAAACUAACCACGAGGCAACCAUUGCCAGUGGUGUAGUGGUGUUUAAAGAAGUGCAAACACUGUACUCUUCAUCUUCCCGCCCAGCAGAGGAUAAACGGUCUGUCAUAAACAGUGACAUGUAAGACUUCUCUUGCAUAUUUAGUCAGUGCGUACUAGCCAAUUAGAGACAGAGUAGGGAGGGUCAUCCCUUCACCAUCCUGAGAUAAACUAUUGCUGAAUAAUGCUGAAUGUUGUCAGUCAAUAAAUGGUGAAUCAAAGGGGAUUUGAAAGUGGGUACACCCUAAGGAGACUGAAGGGAAUACUCCAUAAACCUGUGUAUACCCUGCACUCAACCCCUGACCAAUAUAUCACCACUGAGUUUAACAAAAACAACAACACAACAUGAAGACACCAUCCGCAAAGAUGGUUUUUCACAGCCCCAGCACAACAUGAUCACCGAUGAGUUACCACGGCGACACCACAGGCAGGGCUCCAAAUGAGGCCAACACUUUGCGUUUGUAUUUUAAAUGUUCAAGACCGAAACGUAUUCAAGUUUACUUACUCUUGAUGCAUACUCAUAAUUGAUUUGUGCAAUCUUAUUCUGAUCCAUAACAAAAGUGUAUAAGGAAAUAAGUGAAUGACGAGAAUGAUCCAAAACCUUAAUGAAAAUAAGAACAUCUGUCUCACUACUUUUCUAAGCAGUUUGUCAUAUCUGAAUGUACUGUAUAAAAGAUGGAUGAUAUUAAAAAUACAAUAAAGAGUAAAAGGAUGCGUUAUUACUUCA
Molecule: messenger RNA, 3069 nt
Organism: Labrus bergylta (ballan wrasse)
Lineage: Eukaryota; Metazoa; Chordata; Actinopteri; Labriformes; Labridae
Product: properdin
Source: RefSeq, a predicted model, not a curated record